AUGUCAUUUUUGAAGAAGAAGAAGAAGAAGAAGAAGAAGAAGAAGAAGAAGAAGAAGAGGGGUUGAGCACCGGAACAUCUUGUUUAUUGUCCUGAGCUCUCGGACUCGUGCAGGAGCCUGAAGUGCAAUCUGGAGUAGUAUAUCUCAUUCCGUGUCAAAACUGUCCUUGCAACUACACAAGCCAGACUGGACGCAUGCUCUGAUCGCGCAUACACGGACAUAAGUUGGCUGUGCUACGAGGUGACGCAUUAUCACAAGUGGCUGCCCAAACCUAUGAAAUGGGUCACGAGUUUGACUUCGCAGCCACCAAAAUAGUCGCCCACGCCGGAAACAAAACAGGCCGAGAACUGAUUGAAGCCUGCGUCUCGGAUGAGAACUCGGUCAAUCGAUUUACCGAUCUGGCGCCGGCGUGCAGAGCCAUGCGCAGCCAUCUCCAGUCUCGCGCCGUCGGUCGAUGACUGGCCUGAAUGCCCUACAACUGUCGCUUGUUCUGUUGCUGCUACUACCUCUGACGAUCGACUCCUGCAUGCGUCCGAAAACUCAGGACAAUGAACACAAUGUUCCGUUGCUCGAGCCGCCUUCGUCUUCACUUAUGCAUACACCUGGAACUCGAAAUUUCCUCUUCAUUCAUGUCAUUUAUGCUCUAUGGUCUUUGCUUCCUGUCUAAAAACAAAACUGAGGGUCCGCCUUGUCGGCGAGGGAGGUCGAGUGCCGCUCUUGCCAAAGCAUCUAGUAUGAUACGAAAGUUAAGGAGACAAGACUGAUAAACAUCUUUCCCUUCCUGUUCAGUUAAAUUUAUUUCGACCCAAAUGGGAAAAACACGGCAAAUCACCGGGGACUCGAUAGCAAGGGGAAGACUUAGACACAGCCAACCCUCCAGCCACCUGAACCACGAAGUCCCACCGGGAGCUGCGAGUUUAAACAUCUGCUGGCUUCUAGGUGGCUUACUCAGGAAAUCCUGCUUUGACAGCCAGCUUACGGUAUCAGAAUUUGUGGAUUCCAUACGUUACAGUAGGCUAGGCGGGUAACUUAACCCAAAUGUGAUUGAACUCACGGCUGCCGGUGGAGGUUCAUAGCUCUGGUGGCUAGAGCGUUGGCUAUAUUCUAGUCCUCCCUUUGCUGUCUUGGGCUCGAAUGCCUCCGAGAUCGCCGUGUUCUUUACAGUUGAGUCAAAAUAAAUCGCUGAAAAUCUGCCGAAAUACCUCUUCAUUUAAAAUCAGGAUGGUUCUGAGCGUCAGCUAGUAGGUUUUUAUCGUGGGAUCGGACUAGAUUGUUGACCUGACACAUAAAGACCUGUCCCUGCGCCCCCUUCUCGUUGUAAUAACGCAUCAGUUAAGUGUCAACACCUCAACCUCGACUGUUCAGCUACUUUCCCCGGUCGUAUGUGAAAUUUUUUCUUAUUUUAUGCACUCCCAUGACAAGCAAGUUUUUUGAGUGCAGAAAAAUGUCCAGCGUACACUUCUAUUGUAUGAAUGUGGGAAGGAGUCGAGGUGUGGGUAGCCGGCAACUGCGGCCAGACCAGAAAUGGUCCCGCUUGCCUAUAGAGCACACGGCGACGGUGUAGAGAAGGACCCCAAUAAACGAAAAGUAAAUUUCACAAAAUAACGGAUUUUGGAUUAAGAUGUGAGGUCGUGGGAAGUAAUCGUGUGAUUUCUGCAACAGCUGGCAAAUGUAUGCCAAGAUAAAACCCCCUAUGACACGAUCCACAGUCUACUGACAGUUACGUCGGGUCCUUCUCUAUACCCUUGCCGAGCAUACAUUGCCUUUAACCGGGUAACCGUCCGGAGGUUAAGGGGAAAACAGGCAGUUCUUAUUCGGUCAUUCGACCGCAUGUAAUUUGUCAUUGUUUCGGCAAUAGCCGACAGAUUAUGGUUUCUGUGUAGAGCAAUAAAUUUUGAAAGCCUUUUGUCUCCGGUUCGACAUCUAACUCUCGUCCGGCCCCCUCCUUGAAUCAGGGUUUGACAAUCUGAAGAUAAUGAAGUAAACCGGAACUCCGGUAUUCUUAUCAUUCUUCCUCUCUCCCUUUCCCUGUACAUAUAUAUAGCUGUGUAGUGCAGACGAUUUUGCCCAUUUUAUUACUCUAUCCUUCCUGCAUUUCAAGGUGCCUACGGCGAGCACACGGAGUCAAUCGGCGGCGUGUUCGAUCUGAGCAAUGAGCGCCGUCUGGGUCUGACUGAACUCGAAGCCGCCACUGAAAUGGCCGAUGGCGUGAAGAAGAUACUCGAAUUGGAGGCCUCCCUCUAG
Spirometra erinaceieuropaei is the source of this 2244-nucleotide messenger RNA. NCBI's taxonomy places the organism in Eukaryota, Metazoa, Platyhelminthes, Cestoda, Diphyllobothriidea, Diphyllobothriidae. The record is from the annotation of a GenBank genome assembly.